AUGAAUUCGUCACUUCGUUAUCCGUACGUUCGUCGCAGCACUACCCAUGUGGACGGUGCUGCUCUACAGCAUCUUUUAUUGAACGAACGAAUAUGGCGGAAUGCAUUCGCCAAGGGACCCAAAGACGUCGAAUCAGGCAAACAGACGAGAUGGACGACAGUGCUCGGCUACUUGGUCUACGAGAAAUCGCGAAUACACUACCUGAUUCCUAUUAUUCUAUUAUUCGCCUACUCGCUAUUAGGCGGUCUCAUAUUUUGGUCAAUUGAACGCUCACAUGAAGAAGUCCUACUAACGGAUAAGACGGUUUACUGGUACACGUUGUCGAUUUUCUACCUCACCGAGAAUGAGACCCACAAGGCGAUGGCGCUCCGCCCACAAAAUGCCGAGUCGAUGUGGAAACAACAUUUUGAGAGUAAUUUCGGACGAAUUCACGCCCUUCGCAAUUAUACCGAUCAGUUAGCUCUUCGCUGCUGGGAAAUCGGCGUUGAGGGAGCAAAUUCGGGUUGGCAAAGGCCGCUCUAUCGGAAGAAGACAAACAUCACCAAAAAGCCACAGUGCACAACAAACAUUUCUUCCUUCGUGACCACCUACACCACGAUUGGAUACGGUAACAUUACUGCGAAGACAAAACUCGGGCAAGCUGGCCGCUAUGGUACGGUGUACGCAGUGAUUGGCAUCCCUUUGGUGUUGAUGAUUCUGCACAAAUUGGGGCGUUUCUUUCUGCUCGCUCUUGAACAUAUCUGGGAUUUCGUGAUGAGAGGCGCCGAGUAUUUGUGCUUCGUGUCUGGCAGUUCUAGUCGACUGAAACUCACCGAGGAAGAACGCAUCUCCGAAAUGCCGUUGUUACUAGCAUUAGGUGACGUGACGCCGACUAAAAGCGAAGACAUGUUCAUCAUAUUCGGCCUCAUUAUGGUCGGGUUAUCACUGGUAUCCAUGUGCAUCAAUGUGAUACAAGUGAAACUGGAGAAGCUAUUUGAGGAAUUACUCCUAACCCUCAUGGAAGAGUACAGUUCAGAUCCUGAGGGUAGCGAUUUGAAAGGAGGACAUAUUGGUAUGAUCGAAAUGUGGCGAGUAUGGAAGAAGCGCAAAUCACGUCUGCGAAACGGACUUGCACCAGCGAGACAAGCAGCCGGGAAAGCUAGCCAGAAUUUGGCAAAAGUGAUACCAUUCGCAAAGAGGCGGAACCGACAACAUCUGAUCGAGGAACUUCACCAUCGCCUCCGACAAAAACACAAAGCCACCCAAACAGACUUCAUUUUCGGUCCGAUCCUUGAAGAAGCGUGGACAGAAACAAGCGAUGUUGACAGCUACACGACCAGUUGUAGUGUGCCGUACGCUGGGGGUGGUGGUGGCGGCAACUUUUUGUUGGGAACACCGCUAGUGGCUGCACCUUCACGCUGUGAAUCGCGUCCGGUCGUCGUCCAGGCAGAGCACAGCGCUGUCACGACGCCAUCGGUCAACAUCGUUGUCGACCGUUUCAAGUCGGAACACUGGCAUGACGGCGAGAUCUGCUCCUAUCUCAGCUUCACCGAUCAGGUUUCCAGUGGAUUUCGACCCAAGUCGCCGUUGUGCCCGUUUCAUAGGAACGGGAAGACCACGAGGUGCUCUCUCGAGGACUUGUCGACGCAUACAUUGUACAAGCGGCGAGACAGAUACGCCCACGUUCACACCACCGAAAUGAAACGUCUGAUCGCCGAAUUGGACAGUCGAUUACAAGACUGUCGUAUGUUGGCUUCACCACGAUCGUCGUCCCCGAUGAGCUCGUAUGGAUCAUCGAAACGAGGGACCCCAUACCCACCGAAAUUGUAG
Molecule: messenger RNA, 1809 nt
Organism: Ostertagia ostertagi
Lineage: Eukaryota; Metazoa; Nematoda; Chromadorea; Rhabditida; Trichostrongylidae
Source: the annotation of a GenBank genome assembly